AUGCCUACUCUGGGCUUCCUCAAGAAGAAGCGGACCAAGGACUCGAACGGCUCCAAGGACCUUGAUUCGCCGACUUCGCCCAUCAAGGACAGCCACUCGCCCAUUACGCCCACGACCUCGCGCAAGUCAGGCUCCUUCCACCUCCAUAAGACGAAGACGAACGAGUCUCUCACCAAUACUGUGAGCAACACCAGCACCACGGCCCCGGCCGCGCCUGCCGCAAACAGCAAGCCGGCCGACUCGAUGAACCCCGCCUACGCCCAACAGCAGCAGCAGUUUGGCGCCAGUCCCCAGUCCAACCCUACGCCAUCGCACAAUGUCCCCAGCAUACAGAACCUGAUACACCCCAACAACACCAGCUCGCACCAGUCGGCCCCUAAGAAUGGCGGCGCCGUGCAGUUUCAGACCCAGCCGCUCAACCAGACCCGUGUCACCAAGGGCAAGUACUCGCUGACCGACUUCACCAUCCAGCGGACACUCGGCACGGGCAGCUUUGGGCGAGUCCAUCUUGUCCAGUCCAAGCACAACCAGCGCUUCUAUGCCGUCAAGGUGCUAAAGAAGGCCCAGGUGGUCAAGAUGAAGCAGGUCGAGCACACCAACGACGAGCGGCGCAUGCUGCAGCAGGUCAAGCAUCCGUUCCUGAUCACGCUGUGGGGCACCUUCCAAGAUUCCAAGAAUCUCUACAUGGUCAUGGACUUUGUAGAAGGAGGUGAGCUGUUUAGUCUGCUGCGAAAGUCCCAGCGCUUCCCGAACCCCGUUGCCAAGUUCUACGCCGCAGAGGUUACGCUCGCGCUCGACUACCUGCACUCGCACAAUAUCAUCUACCGAGACUUGAAGCCCGAGAACUUGCUAUUAGACCGCCACGGUCAUCUCAAGAUCACUGAUUUCGGUUUCGCCAAAGAGGUCCCCGACAUCACAUGGACACUUUGCGGUACGCCUGAUUACUUGGCGCCAGAGGUUGUUGCGUCAAAAGGCUACAACAAGUCUGUCGACUGGUGGUCGCUUGGAAUUCUCAUCUUCGAAAUGUUGUGCGGUUUCACUCCCUUCUGGGACGGUGGUUCACCCAUGAAGAUUUACGAAAACAUCCUCAAGUCGAGGGUGAAGUACCCACCAUACAUCCACCCCGACGCACACGACCUGCUGCAGAAACUCAUCACACCGGAUCUCACCAAGCGACUGGGCAACUUGCACGGCGGAAGCAAGGACGUUAUGAACCACCCCUGGUUCGCCGAAGUGACAUGGGACCGACUACAAAAGAAGGACAUUGAUGCACCCUACGUGCCCCCUGUGCGAGCUGGCGUUGGCGAUGCCAGCCAAUUCGAUAAGUAUCCGGAGGAGACGGAGGCAUACGGUCAGGCAGGAGAUGACCCUCACGGGCACCUAUUUCCCGACUUUUAA
Molecule: messenger RNA, 1398 nt
Organism: Alternaria atra
Lineage: Eukaryota; Fungi; Ascomycota; Dothideomycetes; Pleosporales; Pleosporaceae
Exons: 4
Coding region: 1-1398 (465 amino acids)
Biological process (GO): peptidyl-serine phosphorylation
Cellular component (GO): nucleus; cAMP-dependent protein kinase complex
Molecular function (GO): cAMP-dependent protein kinase activity; ATP binding
Source: RefSeq, a predicted model, not a curated record